UGAGCAUGUUUGGUUUGCAUUUUAAAGGUUGUCUCUUCAUUGUUUUCUUAAAAUUUAUUUUAUAUUACUUUAAAGAGAUUAAGACAAAAGAGUACAGUACAAAGAACAUCAGAACAGAACAAUGUAAGCAACACAGCACAUCAGCAGCAGACAACUGGAUAUUAGCAGUAGCGACCAUAAUGUCUCUUACUUUGAAAUAGUUAAUCAUACCUUCACAUAUAAUAAUAUCAAACACAACAAAAUAGUCUAAAACUAUUGACGAGAAGGAAAGUAUUAUAGGGCAUUCAGAACCAAAUAACAGAAAAUGAACAGUGGCUACUAUAUUAUCUCAUUUUCCAUAAAAAUUUGUUUAUACUAUCACACAUAUCAAAAUGCAAUAGAACAUAACGUGAUAGAACCAAUGGAAACUGAAGAACAAAAGCAUCGUAGGGUUUCAAAACAAGAUAUUACAUCAGCAAUGGCUACCAUAAUGUCUUGUUUUCUUCAAAAUAACUGUUCAUCCCAUCAUACAUAAUAAAAUCUAACAAAAUAGAAUAAAACCACACCAACUAAUGAAUGAAAACAUUAUAAGGCUUCAAAGCCAUAUAAUGGGGAAUCAUGACUACUAUAAAAUCUUAUAUACACUUACCAUUUCUUACUCUAGGGAGACUAUACAGGAUUUAUAGAUGUGAGUUUGAUUUAUUUCACUUAUGAGUAUGGUCUCAAGUUGCAUCCAUCUAUUUAUAAAUAUCUCAAUGUGAUCAUUCUUUAUAGCUGAGUACUAUUCCAUUGUAUAAAAAUACCACAUCUUUUUUAUCCAUUCCUUAGUUGACAGACACUUAGGUUAUUUCCAAGAUCUGGCUAUUACAAACUGUGCUGCUAUACACAUGGGUACACACAUAUCACUGUUUUAUGAUGUUUUAGUUCUGGGAAUAUGCUUAGAAGUGGUACAGCUGGGUCAAAUGGGAGUUACAAUUCCAGCCUUUUGAGAAAUCUCCAGGCUGACCUCCUCAGUGGUUGCCCCAAUCUAUACUCCCACCAACAGUGCAGAUGAGUGCCUUUUUCCCCACAGCCUCUCCAGCAUUUGUUGUUGGUAGUUUUCUUGAUCGUGACCAUCCUUUGUUGUUGUGGAGUGUAUACUUUACUGUCGUCCAUAGAAUUUGUGUGUAUUUACUACAAUAUCACCAGUGCUUACAAAAAGGUGUAGCACACAGUGAGUAGCUAGUCAGUAUUUACUCAGUGUGAGUAGAGUUUACUCCUUGUGUAUUAUUUUAAACAGUAGGCUAAUUUGUCACUUAAAAAAGUUUGACUUAGGAAGCUGAGGCAGAAGGAUUGCAAAAGCGAAUCCUGCUUAAGAAGCUGAGCAGGUCCUUGCCUCAAAAUAGAAAGGGACUGGGGGUAGCGCUCAGUGUUAGGACACUCUUGAUUCAACCUCCUGUACUAGAAAAAAGGGUUCAGGAAGAAAAUUCAUUCUGAAAGUUUUAGUUUUUACUCUACAUUAAUAUUUUUUUCAUUUAGGAAGAAAAUUUGAAUAUUGUGAUUCUUCAUUCUUUUAGGGUAGUUUCACUUACAGUACAGUGGAUUAAAAGAAUUGCAGGCUUUGUUUGUAGUUUAUUAAGAAAAAUAAAACACAAAGAUAGUAAAUUUAAUAGGCUUCAAAAAAUAUCAUGGCCAAAGGACUAAAACUUUCUAAACUGAAAUUAAAAGACAAAAUUGGAAUGUACUGUGUUGCUUCCUCUGGAAAGAGAGAGCUAUGCUGGUUGGGCAUGGUGUUGUUAUAACACAGGUGCCUGAGUGCUACCUCAGUUCUUGAUCUUGAUUUUUUUCUGUGAUUCUGGUUGCAAACUGAGUUGAGUCAGAACCAAAUAAAAGUGGUUGAGCUGGGCAUGGUGGCACACACCUGCAAUCCAGCAAGUUUGACUUGGGAUGCUGAGACACGAGGGUUGCUGUGAGUUUGAGACUUGUCUUGGCUACAUAAAUGAGUUCUAGGCCAGCCUGUACUACAUGGUAAGAUGCUGUCUCUAAAAUUUUUUUGUUCUGUGGGUAGGUUCAGUGUUGAUCUUAAUUGGUUUAGAUUUGAUUUAGUUCUUGUCCAGUUUGUUUUGCCAUCAGGAUUGUGGAGACAAUUGAGUUUGUGAACCCAGGUACCAUUGUAUAUGGUUUUGCAAAGAGUAGAAUUUAAAAACUGGCCAAAGUUCAGAAGGAAAGUGAUUUUCCAUCUGUAGCUAUAUUAGUGUGCCUUGCAGGAAGCAAAAUGUUAGCAUUAAGUGGUUGUUUGGUUGGAUGCUUGGUUGUUUGGUGGGUGAAGCCAGUGACAGUUGACUGAAUCAACACGGGGUUGCCACAGCUCCAGUCAGUCCUUUUGUAGGCUUGGACUAAUUUCAACCCAAUGCUUCGUUUCAAAAUUAUUUUCAUCUACUGCUUAAAAUGAAGACAAUUUCAUACUCUAGAGUUGUAACCUUGUUUUUGAAUUGAGUUGCUUAAAUGACUUUUUAUUUUUAAAGCAGUGGACCCAACGUGCCUUUGAGGAAAGUAAAGAAUAAACAUAAACAGCAGCACUCCACGGAAUCUGUGACUUCCUUAGUGUCUAACAAGGCCCGUUUCCUGUUUGCUAGUCUCCAACAAGUGAUGUGUAUUUAAAGAUUACAAGACACUGUCAAAGAUGGAGGAAGUUAAAACCUCUGUAAAUGUUUUAUUUUCCUUUAAUGGAAUGUUAGCAGGAAUUGCUUUUCUAGAAAUAAAACAGAACAGUGUAGUCUACAGGGAAAGCAAGAGGAUACCCAGCCUCAUCAUUGCUGCAGAAAGAUUGGCUAAGAGAAGCACAAAUGAAUUUGACAAAGAGCAGUUACAACACUGGUCACACAGGAAGCUGACUACUGGGGACGAUCGGACAACACUAGACACCUUUCACUGGGAAAGUUAGGGAAGCAGGUGUUCUGAGCAAGAAUGCAGCAUUUAAGAGUUGUUUUCUUAAGAUUUUAGAGUGUAUGCAUACACCACUAGAAACCAUCAGUAGAGAAAGAUAUGUUUAUUCAUUUUAAUUUUUAAGAAUAUUUGUAAAACUCAGAAAUUAUGUGAUUAUAACUGACAAUGGAUGCUGAUAUGGAUUAACACAAUCACAGUGGAGCCACACUUGCAUGCCUUUCAGUGCUGCCCAGCAGGAUAGUCAUGCCUGUGCCAUCAGUGUUUGAAGCUGUGGGAAAUGUCAAUGUGGUCUUAACAUCACUUAACACUAAAUGCUUAAAGGUAGUUAUUUCAUAACAUAAGGCAUACUCCCACGAUGUCACAGUUCAGAGUUCUCAGCCUCACUCUUUCACUGAUUUUUAGUUGGAUCCUAACAUUUUUUCACAGAGCCCCCCACAGUUUCAUGGCAACCACAGGGAUCCUCCACAAGGAGUUUCUGACAGGAGGUUUGCGAGUAGUGCAUUCACACGUUACUCAGUUCUUCUGGCUUUGGAGUGCUUGCUGCCUUGUAACCCAUCUCUGCAUUGUAACAGGUUGAUGCACUGCAUGCGUCUGUCUCCAUUGUUGUCAGUUGUGUUCUUAAAAACCCUAAGAUCCCAAUGAUGCUGCCAAAAUGCCCCACACUAAGGUUUCAUCAAUACAAUAUUUUAUUAAAUUACAUAAUUCCAGACGUCAUAGCAUAUUUAGAGUUUAAACUAUAAAAAAGGCAUUGAUAAGCAUUUUUAUGAUCAUAUCUGAAAUUUGCAGUCUUUCGCAAUUGCAAGUGCUCUAGGAACAGUACUGUGCAUUUAGGGGAUCCACUGUACUGUGGAACAUUCCUGGGUUUAAAUUCUUACUGUCUGUACUUGCACCUGUGCAAGGUACUUGUUAUAUCUUCACCUACCUUAGUGAUGUAUAAAAUGUUACCUCUCAGAAUUGUGUUUGACACACACACACACACACACACACUUCAAGUAGGUGUGCCCUUUGGAAGAGAUUAAAGUGAAAGAUAUAAAAUAUAACAGAUAGGAAGGAAAAAUAUUUGAAAGCCAAACAAAACCCUGAAAGUGAUACAGAACUUUAAAACAAGAUAAUAGGGAAUUAACAGUGGCUUUCACCUUUAGAAGGAACUCUCCCAUAGCUGCUAUACUGCAUAUUAUUUUCCACCAAGUAAAUGCUCAGAGCACUGGGCUAGGCCUGCAAAGUGAAAUGCUAAACACUACAGGCUUAAGUUGUUUUUCUUCCUGCCUAAGUAGCUAUUAUCCCAGCCUGUAUGUCUGUGAUCAGCUGGUUGCUUGCAGGGGUUGGGAGGGGCUCAGCUCUUAUCUCCCAGCCCAACUGCUGGCUCACAGGAAGCCAUUGGCUACAUAUUUCUACUUCCCUUGGCCUGUGACUGUCACUGACUCAGAGGAAGGGGUUGGCUUCUUGAUCCACUUAAAAAAUACAUUGUAAAUAAGCUGGUUUCACUUCAGACUUGUCUUAAAAGAAGAGGACAAGAAAAAAAGUCUCGAGGAAAAAUGUUUGCAAGAAGUUGAAACAAAACAACAGCUUGAAAUUUCUUAUGCAACACUUGAAAUGGAAUUCAAAGCUUCAGAAGUGAAUCAGGACUGAAUUGGAGUUUUUACGCAUAAAAGAAAAUGUGAAAAGUCCCGAAAUGGAGAUUUUGAGACAGAAAAAGAAAAUGAAGAAACCAGCAGGAAAAUUUGAACAUGCUCGGAAGCACUUGUCAAAUGACAGUUUGUUGACAGAAGCACAAGAUCAAGGUACAAGCUCUGUGCAACAUGAUGAAAAAAUGGAAGAACCCUUAGACAUGUAUGGCUUAACCAAAUGACUUGAGCAUCUCUAAAGGAAAUCAGCAGCAUAAUAUGAGACAUAUUGCAGUUAUAUAACUACUAAAUCUUCAUUAGGCCAGGGGAAAAUUCUAGCUUUGAUAAAUGUACCUGAAAGGAGUAAUUUAGGGGAGCAGAAAUAGUACAGUGAGGAGAGAGCAUGUGCUUUCCACGUGGAGCCCUGUGUUCACUCCCAAUAAUGCAAAAGAAAAAUCGUCAACAAGCACAAUGAGAAAAAUCUUACUUGCCAAGUCAUCUACUUUUUCUAACUUUUAAAAUUGUGAGUAGUCUUUCAAAGAUUAUGUGACUUUUUAAACAGAUCUGUGCAAACACUCACAUUGGAGAAUUUGAGCCUGAAAAAGAAAAUUCAAAAAGCUAAGGAGUAAUUUAGGGGAGCAGAAAUAGUACAGUGAGGAGAGAGCAUGUGCUUUCCACGUGGAGCCCUGUGUUCACUCCCAAUAAUGCAAAAGAAAAAUCGUCAACAAGCACAAUGAGAAAAAUCUUACUUGCCAAGUCAUCUAGUUUUUCUAACUUUUAAAAUUGUGAGUAGUCUUUCAAAGAUUAUGUGACUUUUUAAAUAGAUCUGUGCAAACACUCACAUUGGAGAAUUUGAGCCUGAAAAAGAAAAUUCAAAAGCUAAGGGGUAAACUUGAACGAGCUCAGAAACACUUGUUGACCAUGAGAUAGGUAAGGGCAUUUCUUUUUAAUUUCUAUUGUUCUAGAAAGCAGUUCCUCCUCUGCCAGUAUGUAGGAAUAUUUUAGGCACUAUAAAAAUCUUACUGAUAAAAGCACUUGUUGUAAUCGUAUUGAUACCUCCUUACUAGCAGUAGUGAAGUCCUCUUACCUUUAUGGAAGAUAAAUGGUUUCAUGCAAUUCAUGACUUUGGCAGUGAUAUUUUAAUACAAAAGAUUUUUAUAGCCUAAAAUCCCUAUUUUACACAUACCACAUUUGUUUUUCCAUUAUCCAUUGAAGGAUUUGAGAGUUAUUCCCACACUUCUUUGGGAAUAAUGCUGAUCUGGACAUUGAUAUAUUACUGUGUGUCAUGAGUCUCAGCUAAUAUGAUGCAAUAACUUUUAAAAUUCCAGGAAAUUGAAUUGCUGAAUCUAAGACUUUGAAUAUCUGUUGCAAUGAAAGCUUUUCCAUGAUAUUUUGUAAUUUAUAUGGUCACCAAGAAUGGAUAGAAGGGCACUACACAAGCAUUUUCCCCAGAGACACUGUAUUUCUCUUUGACUGUAAGCAAGGAAAAAGAUGCCAGUAACAAAGUAGAAAUGGAUAUUUGUCUUACUGAGGAACUAGUGGUCCUAGCAUUGCAGUUUCAUGAUUUUUCCCCAUUGAUUAGUGUUUAUCAGCCAUUUAAACUUGUCCAGUCUAAGAGUAACGCAUAAGACUGGGUGACAGUUUGUUGAUGUGUAAUGAAAACCAUGUACCUCUUGACCAGGCAGAGCAGAUUCUCCUGUGGCCCGUGUUCUCCUGUGUGGGAAUUAGGACCACAAGGACACAUUGUGUGCAUGGAAGUGGAGAUGUGAGGUGGCUCCUUCCACUGACUGAUUUCUUAAAGUCACAGCAAUUUGGUCCAUCGAGGUUCAUUACACAGAUGCUUGUUGCUAUGUCUCCUGCCUACCUGUCCCCCAAACUCUCAUGGAGCUAUAGAUGGGUGUUUUUCAUAGGUGACUAGAUCUGUAGAAUAUGAUGUUGGGAUUCAGGGUAUGUGAUUACCAAGUUGGUCCACCGGUUGGUUUGGCAUAGUUCUGGGAUCAAGGAUGUGAUGUUAAGAUUAAGGGUAUGAGUGCUACCUGCCCUAAAGGUGAGUACCUGGAUAAGAUGUAGGGACAGAAAAAAACUUGAUCCUGCUGGUGCUGCUGCUGCUGCUGCUGUUGCUGCUGCUGCUCCUGCUUGUCUUCUGGUCUGUGAUGCCCCUCUGCAAUGCCUCCCUGUUCUGGAGCCAGCCUACUAUGAACUGAAACCUCUAUAAACUUCUGAAGAUGAGAAAGAACAGUUCAUGAAAUUCCCUGAGGGUUUUCAAAAUGUGAUGUAUGCUUUGGACCAAGAAAAGAAGAAAAUUCAUGAGCUGGAAUGUGCUUUGGGUCAAGAAAAGAAAAAUCAUGAGCUGUAAUGUGCUUCGGGUCAAGUCAAGAAGAAAAUUCGUGAGCUGGAAUGUGCUUCGGGUCAAGUCAAGAAGAAAAUUCAUGAGCUGUAAUGUGCUUCGGGUCCAGUCAAGUCAAGAAGAAAAUUCAUGAGCUGGAAUGUGCUUCGGGUCAACACAAGAAGAAAAUUCAUGAGCUGGAAUGUGCUUCGGGUCAAGUCAAGAAGAAAAUUCAUGAGCUGGAAUGUGCUUCGGGUCAAGUCAAGAAGAAAAUUCAUGAGCUGGAAUGUGCUUCGCAUCCAGACAAGAAGAAAAUUCAUGAGCUGGAAUGUGCUUCGGGUCAAGAGAAGAAGAAAUUUCAGGAGCUGGAAUGUGCUUCGGGUCAAGACAAGAAGAAAAUUCAUGAGCUGGAAUGUGCUUCGGGUCAAGUCAAGAAGAAAAUUCAUGAGCUGGAAUGUGCUUCGGGUGAAGACAAGAAGAAAAUUCAUGAGCUGGAAUGUGCUUUGGGUGAAGACAAGAAGAAAAUUCAUGAGCUGGAAUGUGCUUCGGGUCAAGACAAGCAGAAAAUUCAUGAGCUGGAAUGUGCUUCGGGUCAAGACAAGCAGAAAAUUCAUGAGCUGGAAUGUGCUUCGGGUCAAGUCAAGAAGAAAAUUCAUGAGCUGGAAUGUGCUUCGGGUGAAGACAAGAAGAAAAUUCAUGAGCUGGAAUGUGCUUUGGGUCAAGUCAAGAAGAAAAUUCAUGAGCUGGAAUGUGCUUCGGGUCCAGUCAAGAAGAAAAUUCAUGAGCUGGAAUGUGCUUCGGGUCAAGACAAGCAGAAAAUUCAUGAGCUGGAAUGUGCUUCGGGUCAAAUCAAGAAGAAAAUUCAUGAGCUGGAAUGUGCUUUGGGUCAAGUCAAGAAGAAAAUUCAUGAGCUGGAAUGUGCUUCGGGUCAAGUCAAGAAGAAAAUUCAUGAGCUGGAAUGUGCUUCGGGUCAAGUUAAGAAGAAAAUUCAUGAGCUGGAAUGUGCUUCGGGUCAAGUCAAGAAGAAAAUUCAUGAGCUGGAAUGUGCUUCGGGUCAAGUCAAGAAGAAAAUUCAUGAGCUGGAAUGUGCUUCGGGUCAAGUCAAGGAGAAAAUUCAUGAGCUGGAAUGUGCUUCGGGUCAAGACAAGAAGAAAAUUCAUGAGCUGGAAUGUGCUUCGGGUCAAGUCAAGAAGAAAAUUCGUGAGCUGGAAUGUGCUUCGGGUCAAGUCAAGAAGAAAAUUCGUGAGCUGGAAUGUGCUUCGGGUCAAGUCAAGAAGAAAAUUCGUGAGCUGGAAUGUGCUUCGGGUCAAGUCAAGAAGAAAAUUCGUGAGCUGGAAUGUGUUUCGGGUCAAGUCAAGAAGAAAAUUCGUGAGCUGGAAUGUGCUUCGGGUCAAGUCAAGAAGAAAAUUCGUAAGCUGGAAUGUGCUUCGGGUCAAGUCAAGAAGAAAAUUCGUGAGCUGGAAUGUGCUUCGGGUCAAGUCAAGAAGAAAAUUCGUGAGCUGGAAUGUGCUUCGGGUCAAGUCAAGAAGAAAAUUCGUGAGCUGGAAUGUGCUUCGGGUCAAGUCAAGAAAAUUCAUGAGCUGGAAUGUGCUUCGGGUCAAGUCAAGAAGAAAAUUCAUGAGCUGGAAUGUGCUUCGGGUCAAGUCAAGAAGAAAAUUCGUGAGCUGGAAUGUGCUUCGGGUCAAGUCAAGAAGAAAAUUCGUGAGCUGGAAUGUGCUUCAGGUCAAGACAAGAAGAAAAUUCGUGAGCUGGAAUGUGCUUCGGGUCAAGUCAAGAAGAAAAUUCGUUAGCUGGAAUGUGCUUCGGGUCAAGUCAAGAAGAAAAUUCAUGAGCUGGAAUGUGCUUCGGGUCCAGUCAAGAAGAAAAUUCAUGAGCUGUAAUGUGCUUCGGGUCAAGACAAGAAGAAAAUUCAUGAGCUGGAAUGUGCUUCGGGUCAAGUCAAGAAGAAAAUUCAUGAGCUGUAAUGUGCUUCGGGUGAAGUCAAGUAGAAAAUUCGUGAGCUGGAAUGUGCUUCGGGUCAUGACAAGAAGAAAAUUCAUGAGCUGGAAUGUGCUUCGGGUCAAGUCAAGAAGAAAAUUCGUUAGCUGGAAUGUGCUUCGGGUCAAGUCAAGAAGAAAAUUCAUGAGCUGUAAUGUGCUUCGGGUCCAGUCAAGAAGAAAAUUCAUGAGCUGUAAUGUGCUUCGGGUCAAGACAAGAAGAAAAUUCAUGAGCUGGAAUGUGCUUCGCGUCAAGACAAGAAGAAAAUUCAUGAGCUGGAAUGUGCUUCGGGUCAAGUCAAGAAGAAAAUUCAUGAGCUGGAAUGUGCUUCGGGUCAAGUCAAGAAGAAAAUUCAUGAGCUGGAAUGUGCUUUGGGUCAAGUCAAGAAGAAAAUUCAUGAGCUGGAAUGUGCUUCGGGUCAAGUCGAAGAAAAUUCAUGAGCUGGAAUGUGCUUCGGGUCAAGUCAAGAAGAAAAUUCAUGAGCUGGAAUGUGCUUCGGGUCAAGUCAAGAAGAAAAUUCAUGAGCUGGAAUGUGCUUCGGGUCAAGUCAAGAAGAAAAUUCAUGAGCUGGAAUGUGCUUCGGGUCAAGACAAGAAGAAAAUUCGUGAGCUGGAAUGUGCUUCGGGUCAAGUCAAGAAGAAAAUUCGUUAGCUGGAAUGUGCUUCGGGUCAAGUCAAGAAGAAAA
Cavia porcellus (domestic guinea pig) is the source of this 9496-nucleotide messenger RNA. Its product is annotated as protein Daple-like. Lineage: Eukaryota; Metazoa; Chordata; Mammalia; Rodentia; Caviidae. The coding region runs from base 6985 to 9462 and encodes 825 amino acids. The record is from RefSeq and is a predicted model, not a curated record. The transcript has 4 exons.